Gossypium raimondii (Peruvian cotton) is the source of this 736-nucleotide messenger RNA. RefSeq names its product oleosin G. Gene Ontology annotation, biological process: lipid storage. The record is from RefSeq and is a predicted model, not a curated record. The coding region runs from base 70 to 522 and encodes 150 amino acids. NCBI's taxonomy places the organism in Eukaryota, Viridiplantae, Streptophyta, Magnoliopsida, Malvales, Malvaceae. The transcript has a single exon. Gene Ontology annotation, cellular component: membrane; monolayer-surrounded lipid storage body.
UCUCAUCUUCUUCACUCUUCUUUUCUUUUCUCCCAUUUUUUCUUCUUUUCUCUUACCAUCAUCAUAAUCAUGCCGAUCAACGAUCAAAACAGACCCAUGGCUCAAAAGCUCUACGACUCAGCUCCGUCGUCUCGCCAGGUGGCUAAGUUCUUGACCGCCUCGACGUUGGGCACAACGCUGCUUUUCUUGUCUGGGUUAACCUUGACCGGGACGGUCAUUGCCUUGAUAAUAGCUACGCCGUUGAUGGUUAUCUUCAGCCCGGUUCUAGUCCCGGCCGGGAUAACCAUAUUCUUGGUGACGACGGGGUUCUUGUUUUCGGGCGGGUGUGGAGUGGCGGCAUUAACGGCGUUGUCGUGGAUAUACAAUUACGUGCAAGGGAAACACCCACCAGGAGCUGAUCAGCUCGAUUACGCAAGAAACAAGCUGGCAAGUACGGCUAGGGAUAUGACAGAGAAGGCUAAGGAAUACGGACAGUAUGUGCAGCAUAAAGCGCAAGAGGUGACUCAAGGGCAAGCAUCUUGAAUUUAGGGUUUUAAGAAUGGGGGGGGGUGUUGGGUUGUUUGAGAUGUUUUAUGCUUUGUUUGGUUGGUGUUUCUCUUUGCAUGCAUUCGCAGAUCAUAUGUUUUAAGCUUUGUAAUUUGUAAGGGAUGGUUAUUAGCAUAGAAGAUUCUGGUUUCUUUGUCAAUAAAAAUGCAAGAAGAUUGUAAAACCGAGAUGACUUCAAUCUUCUUUUUUA